GCCCAUGGAGUGUCCCCAUAGCACCAAACCAAUCACCACGACGUCAAAAAUGGAAGGCGUCCAAGAGCGACAACAAAUUGCACCUCUUGUACAAACCAACAAAAAAUACGUCAAAAUGUCCGGGUUCAAGCGUGACUGGAAUGGCAAUGCCAAGAAGGGGGAUGGACCAAAGCCGCCUGCCAAAAAGGUUGUGCAGAAUCAGUUCACACCCAUGUUUGAGACUCUCAGAGAUGAGCUUGACCAGCAUCAUGACCGCCGGGAGCGCAUUAUCAAGGCUUCAAGAGAUAUCACGGCUUUGAGCAAGAAAAUUAUAUUUGCCUUGCAGAGAAUCCGGAAAAUCGACGAGGAAUUGCCAAAAAACAUCCAGGCCGAGAUUGACACACGGCUCGCCGAUAUCUCCAAGCUUCUGGCCACCAUUGCCCCUGAGAUCCAGGGCAUCAAUCGCUACCGAUAUGCUCGAUCCCUGAUGUGUCUGGAAGAGCUUGUGGAGGCGCUUACUUUCUUGCAUUAUCUCAAGACACAGACCCUCAUCACCCCCGAGCAGCUAACACCGAUCAUGGAGGACUUGGUCCGGAAGGGGAUCACACCAUCAGAGGAUGUAGCCAUGACGGAUGCAAGCGAGCCAGCUGCUGCGGCCCCAGAGCAUCCCCAGGAGAAGGAGACACCGAAAGUUAGCCUCACCCAAGAUGACUACCUCUACGGCGUGUUUGAUCUUACGGGUGAGAUGAUGCGUUUUGCCACUACGUCAACAGCACUGACAGGCACAAUGGCUGGGAGCGGAGCUGGGGGUGACGAACAGCCUCGAACCAUUGUCGAGGAUAUGCAUGAGCUGGGUAGCUUUUUUGAGAUGCUUCCCGUUGGGCAAGGCAACAGGUUCCAGUGGGAGAAGAAGCUGGAGGUCACACGGCAGUCUGUUCAAAAGGUUGAACGUCUGGGUUACGACAGGACCAUCAGGGGUAGCGAACGUCCCAAGGGGUGGAUUCCGGAUUUGAGUGGUGGUGAUCAAGCCGAGGAGGAAUAAGUUGUACCUUUCAGAACAUGUCAGGAUUAUGCUGAGUUUCUCAGAUAGAAUUAUGGUCUGUCUUGUGAGAGACAAUGGUUGUAUCCUAAACCUACAGCCCGGAGCUUGUCAACAGUAUUUUCUUGCUGGGACAUGUGGGACAACAGUCCCCUGAAUCAGUCAUCUUGGGAGAAGACUUUCAUUCUAAGCUACCAAGGUUCUAGGAAAGAGAAUACCGGUAAAAUAGUUGACUAAGAAUAACCAAAUUCUCGGGACGUUAAUGUGUAUGUCAUGUUCAUGGUGAU
Podospora pseudocomata is the source of this 1305-nucleotide messenger RNA. RefSeq lists its product as uncharacterized. Lineage: Eukaryota; Fungi; Ascomycota; Sordariomycetes; Sordariales; Podosporaceae. The coding region runs from base 5 to 1021 and encodes 338 amino acids. Gene Ontology annotation, molecular function: sequence-specific DNA binding; RNA binding; RNA endonuclease activity. The record is from RefSeq and is a predicted model, not a curated record. Gene Ontology annotation, cellular component: cytoplasm; nucleus. The transcript is spliced from 3 exons.